UUUUUUUUUUUUUUUUUUUUUUUUUUUUGUUUUUUUUUAUAAGAAGUUAAUACAGCACAAAACAGUACAGUGGCACCUAAUUUUAGGUGCCAACUAUGUAAUACCGUAAUCCAUUCUAUGUACAACCUCUAGUUUUAUGUUAUAAGAAGGAAGUAAGCAGAACAAGAAAAAGAAAACAAUAGAAAGGGGAAAAAGUGGAAAAAUAGAUGGUAGAGAGUAGAAGAACGUGAAGUGUGUAUAUAAAAAAUAAAAAAAGGAAGAGAGAAAGUGGAAAGUAGAAAUAGAAGAGAAGGCCCCUUAAAAGAGAAUUUUUCAAAUCUGUAUUCGGAGAUGUAGCUCUAUCCGCGUCAUGAACUGAAAUCAGCAAUCCUUACGGCACCGCUGCAUCACAUGAUUCCAAAAAGUCGAUGAAAGGAGACCAACUCUUUAAGAAUUGGUCAUAUUUAUCUAUUAGUCGGAGUCUCAUUUCUUCAAGGCGUGCUAUGUCCCAGAGACCCAGAUCUGAGAGCUUGGUAACCAGCUUAGAGGGGACGAUUGUAUUAAAUGGUCGAGCUGUAAUCAAUGAAUAACAGCCUGACAUAUGAGUUUUUGUUGUCCAAGUGGUCCAGAGUCGAGUGGAGAGCCAGUGAGAUUACAUCCACUGUUGAUCUGUUGUGGCGGUAAGCGAAUUGCAGUGGGUUGAGGUUCUUGUCGAGGUAGCAGGAGCUCAAGAUUUGGAAUCUCUGGAUUACUCCCAACGCCAUGUGCUGCUCAGGAUAGGAAUAGGAAGAUGGGGCACAUUGUUGCAGGGGAGAGGGAUCCAGGCUUAAAAUUUAGAGAUACAACGUGGAAACAGGCCAUUCGAGGUCCAAAGUCGCGCCGGCCAGCAAUCCCUAGCAACAUGAUACACACUGGGGACAAUUUCCUAUUUUUACCAAAGCCAAUCAACUUACAAAACUGUACAUCUUUAGAAUGUGGGAGGAAACUGGAGCCACUGGAGAGAACCCCGCAGUCACGGGGAGAAGGUACAAACUCUGUACAGACAGCACCAGUGGUUAGGAUGAGAGUUGAAAGUUGAACAAAUAUAGAGGUUAACAACAGCAAGUUAAUUAGUGAGACAGACAGGAUAAGGACAGGGAGAGAGGAAAGUCUGUUACUCUGAACUGCAUUUAUUUUAAUGCAAAAGGUGUGACAGGUAAGGCAGAUGAACUUGGGGCAGAAUAGGUAAUACAUAAUAUAGCUAUAGCAAUGUUGAGGCUUACAUUAUUGAUGAGAGAAUAACACAUUUGAUGCACACGUCGACCUUCAAUCACCCGUUUACUUAGUGGAGAAGGUGGAGCACCUUCAUAUAACGAUCGAUGGUUAUAACCAUCAAGAAGAAGAUGUUGCCAGUCCGAUUUAAGGAAAUCCAGGAUUGACACAAAUAAGCUGGAGUAACUCAGCGGAUCAGGCAGCAUCUCUGGAGAAAAGGAAUCCGUGACAUUUCAGGUCUAGACGCUUCUUCUCGAUCCGAAACGUCACCUAUUUCUUUUCUCCAGAGAUGCUGCCUGACUCACUGUGUUACUCCAGCUUUUUGUGUCAAUCUUCGGUUUAAACCAGCAGUUCCUUCCAACACAUUAAGGAAAUCAGGAAUAGGUUUAUGCGGCAAGGAACAUCACCAUAAAUCAAAUUUUCUCGUGAACAAAAGAACCAAUUCUAAAGGGUAGGCAGGUGAUUAGAAGCUUGUCGGCGUUUGCCAGAUUCAGUGAGUACACAAUCUCCAUUGUGUUACAGUCACACAGUCAGAGUGCUUCAGGAGCUAGCUAAUGAAAAGAAGAACAACCUUAUCUGCUCAACGCAUCACACUGCAGGGUGGAGUGAAACGAAGCACCAAUCAGUUGUGUUGUAAACACAUUGACAAUAUCCUGGACACCAAUAAGUUGGUAUUUAGAAAUAAUUAGUCAGUAUUGCAGAAUUUGCAGUACACCAUGAUGGUUUUAGCAUCAGAACAGAGAACAGUACAGCACAGGAACAAACUAACAUGCCGAACUUAAUGACUAGAUGAACCAUAAUCCAUAUCACUCCCUUCGCAGCAUAUCUAUGUGCCUGUCUAAAAGCCUCAUGUCUGCCUCCACCACCACCUCUGGCAGCGCAUUCCUGGCACCUAUCACCCACUGUGUAGAAAGUUUGCCCCAUACAUCUUGUUUCACAAUGUUACUGUAAUCACUUCCAUAUUCCUUAUGAAAUUCUCUAGCACCUUUUGUUAAAUUAAGCAUGCAAACUCCCAAUGACAAUGAAGGAUUAAGAUGAGGUUUAUUACCGUCACAUGUACUGAGAUACAAUGAAAAGCUCGAUUCUGCAUGCUCUCCAAACCGAUCAGAUAUGCCACACAUAGAUACAUUCAGUUUAAACUCACGGUCAAAAGACAAUGCAACGGAGAAGCUACACAGCGCAAGAUAUAGAAGUGUACAUGUAUUUGAGAUGGAGGUGAAUCUGUGACCAUACAGUAUAUAUUUGAUUCAGAGCUCAGUGAAGUUACUGUACGACACACGAUUUUUUGAAGAAGAAGAAUCCAAAAGAUUCAACUGAAGAAUGGUUUGGAAUAAAAUUCUCAUCCAGCUACAAGUGACUGACAUAAAUAACUGACAAUGGACAGGGAAGGAACCACACAAAGUGCUGGAGUAACUCAAAGGGACAGUCACCAUCUCGGGAUAACAUGGACAAGCAACUUUUUGGGUCAGGUGCUUUGGACCCAUCUUCAAAAGUUGUCACAAUCCACACUGUUGAAUUUGAAGAAGGGUCCCGACCUCAACGCCACCUAUCCAUUUUAUCCAGAGAUGCUGCCUGACUCGCUGAGUUACUCCAGCACUUUGUGAGUUUUGUUCAAGAUUAAAACAUCUGCAGUUCCUUAUGUUCACUGUGCAAGUAUUGUGCUUACAGAGAACACAUGAGAAGAGGAACUCUUGUGAUCGCAAUCUCUUUUAAGAUGAUAGAGACAAUUUGUUGCACCAUGUCUAGGCCAGGAAACUGCAAUUUAUUACACUUUAUAUCAGAAAUUAUUUACUCAAAUCAAAUGACCGCUUGACAAAAUAUUUAACAUUUGCACAAUUUCAGUUUUACACUCAUGCACAAACUUUGCCCUCACUACCUAAUAAAAUAAGCAUCUGGUUCAGUCAGCAUACGUGAUCAGAGCGGUCUACAUAUAGAUUGGGUGAAUCAAAUUGGCAGGGGUGCUGAGGAAGAGGAUUUCUUGGAAUGUAUGCGGGAUAGUUAUCUAAAUCAACAUGUAGAGGAACCAACGAGAGAGCAGGCUAUUUUAGACUGGGUAUUGAGUAAUGAGGAAGGGUUAGCAAUCUUGUUGUACGUGCCCCCUUGGGCAAGAGUGACCAUAAUACGGUUGAGUUCUUCAUUAGGAUGGAGAGUGACAUUGUUAAUUCAGAAACAAUGGUUCUGAACUUAAAGAAAGGUAACUUUGAGGGUAUGAGACGUGAAUUGGCCAAGAUUGACUGGCAAUUAAUUCUAAAAGGGUUGACGGUGGAUAUGCAAUGGAAGACAUUUAAAGACUGCAUGGAUGAACUACAAAAAUUGUUCAUCCCAGUUUGGCAAAAGAAUAAAUCAGGGAAGGUAGUACAUCCAUGGAUAACAAGGGAAAUCAGGGAUAGUAUCAAAGCGAAGGAUGAUGCAUACAAAUUAGCCAGAAAAAGCAGCAUACCGGAGGACUGGGAGAAAUUCAAAGACCAGCAGAGGAGGACAAAGGGCUUAAUUAGGAAAGGAAAAAUAGAUUAUGAAAGAAAACUGGCAGGGAACAUAAAAACUGACUGCAAAAGUUUUUAUAGAUAUGUGAAAAGAAAGAGAUUAGUUAAAACAAAUGUAGGUCCCUUGCAGUCAGAAACAGGGGAGUUGAUCAUGGGGAACAAGGAUAUGGCGGACCAAUUGAAUAACUACUUUGGUUCCGUCUUCACUAAGGAAGACAUAAAUAAUUUGCCGGAAAUAGCAGGGGACCACGGGUCAAAGGAGUUGGAGGAAUUGAGUGAAAUCCAGGUUAGCAGGGAAGUGGUGUUGGGUAUAUUGAAUGGAUUAUAGGCCGAUAAAUCCCCAGGGCCAGAUAGGCUGCAUCCCAGAGUACUUAAGGAAGUAGCUCCAGAAAUAGUGGAUGCAUUAGUAAUAAUCUUUCAAAACUCUUUAGAUUCUGGAGUAGUUCAUGAAGAUUGGCGGGUAGCAAAUGUAACCCCACUUUUUAAGAAGGAAGGGAGAGAGAAAAUGGGAAAUUACAGACCAGUUAGUCUAACAUCGAUAGUGGGAAAACUGCUAGAGUCAGUUAUUAAAGAUGGGAUAGCAGCACAUUUGGAAAGUGGUGAAAUCACUGGACAAAGUCAGCAUGGAUUUACGAAAGGUAAAUCAUGUCUGUCGAAUCUUAUAGAAUUUUUCGAGGAUGUAACUAGUAGCGUGGAUAGGGGAGAACCAGUGGAUGUGGUGUAUCUGGACUUCCAGAAGGCUUUCGACAAGGUCCCACAUAAGAAAUUAGUAUACAAACUUAAAGCACAAGGCAUUGGGGGUUCAGUAUUGAUGUGGAUAGAGAACUGGCUGGCAAACAGGAAGCAAAGAGUAGGAGUAAACGGGUCCUUUUCACAAUGGCAGGCAGUGACUAGUGGGGUACCCCAAGGCUCAGUACUGGGACCCCAGCUAUAUACAAUAUAUAUUAAUGAUCUGGAUGAGGGAAUUGAAGGCAAUAUCUCCAAGUUUGCGGAUGACACUAAGCUGGGGGGCAGUGUUAGCUGUGAGGAGGAUGCUAGGAGACUGCAGGGUGACUUGGAUAGGCUGGGUGAGUGAGCAAAUGUUUGGCAGAUGCAGUAUAAUGUGGAUAAAUGUGAGGUUAUCCAUUUUGGUGGCAAAAACAGGAAAGCAGACUAUUAUCUAAAUGGUGGCCGAUUGGGAAAGGGGGAGAUGCAGCGAGACCUGGGUGUCAUGGUACACCAGUCAUUGAAGGUAGGCAUGCAGGUUCAGCAGGCAGUAAAGAAAGCGAAUGGUAUGUUAGCUUUCAUUGCAAAAGGAUUUGAGUAUAGGAGCAGAGAGGUUCUACUGCAGUUGUACAGGGUAUUGGUGAGACCACACCUGGAGUAUUGCGUACAGUUUUGGUCUCCAAAUCUGAGGAAGGACAUUAUUGCCAUAGAGGGAGUGCAGAGACGGUUCACCAGACUGAUUCCUGGGAUGUCAGGACUGUCUUAUGAAGAAAGACUGGAUAGACUUGGUUUAUACUCUCUAGAAUUUAGAAGAUUGAGAGGGGAUCUUAUAGAAACUUACAAAAUUCUUAAGGGGUUGGACAGGCUAGAUGCAGGAAGAUUGUUCCCGAUGUUAGGGAAGUCCAGGACAAGGGGUCACAGCUUAAGGAUAAAGGGGAAAUCCUUUAAAACCGAGAUGAGAAGAACUUUUUCACGCAGAGAGUGGUGAAUCUCUGGAACUCUCUGCCACAGAGGGUAGUUGAGGCCAGUUCAUUGGCUAUAUUUAAGAGGGACUGAGAUGUGGUCCUUGUGGCUAAGGGGAUCAGGGGGUAUGGAGAGAAGGCAGGUACGGGAUACUGAGUUGGAUGAUCAGCCAUGAUCAUAUUGAAUGGCGGUGCAGGCUCGAAGGGCCGAAUGGCCUACUCCUGCACCUAAUUUCUAUGUUUCUAUGUUUCAGGGAUCAUUUGUCGAGCUGCAGUCAGCCCAUCCAUCGAGCCCUCUUGUUCAGUUUCUUGACUUGUGACUGGUCUGCCAGACUUUAAUUUCAGACGAAGGAGAGCCUGUAAAGUACUAUUUGUUGGUGUAUUUUACUCCACCCACCAGCUGUGAUGAUGAAGUUGAAGUAAGUUCUGCUUUCAUCUCUGGAGCACAGUGAGUGCGUGUAAAGUCAUGAAGAACGCGAACCAGGCAUGUGCUGCAAGUGCAGAUGCCAACUUUGACUACAACCCACCAGUAAUUCUUAUCACAUUCAUCCUAGGAUUGGCUGGAAAUGUAACUGCCUUGUGGAUCUUCUGCUUUCACGUGAAAUCCCGGAGACCAAACGUUGUGUACUCGCUAAACCUGAUGAUCGCUGACACUCUGAUGAUAUGCUUCCUACCUUUUCGAGCCCAUUAUUUUAUCAACGGGAAGGACUGGAUCUUCGGUGAUGUGCCCUGUCGCCUAAACAUCUUCAUGAUCUCCCUAAACCGGGUUGGCAGCGUCAUCUUCCUGAUGGCCAUAGCCGUCGAUCGCUACUUUAAGGUGGUCCGCCCGUUUCACAAAGCCAACAAGAUAUCUCCAAGGUGUGCGGCGAUGUUAGCAGGAGCCCUGUGGGUCGUGGCAGUGGGGAUUUGUUUACACUUGUUGGUAGAGCCACACGACUUCCAUCCAAAUAACAUGACCAAGACCUACUGUGAAGCAUUCAACAUGGCCAACCCUCACGGGGCCACCGCAAUUUGGACGAACACUGUGUUUAUAUUAUUUAUGUUCAUUUUACCGGUCUCCGUUUUAGUUUUCUCCAGCUCCUGCAUCAUUUGGAAGUUAAGGCAGAUGGAGACUGAGAUGAGGCGUAAAUAUAAGCGCACCGUGAAGCUUGUGAUAGCUGUGGUCGUGGUCUUUGUUAUUUGUUUCUUGCCCACCAACAUUGCCGUGGUCGCCGUUAUAGUUACAAAGCAAAAACCCACAGACUGCAAGAAAUACAUCACCGCUGUUAAUAUCUUCUACAACACGUUGUUCGUGACAUACCUGGACAGUGUGAUCGACCCAGUGAUUUACUAUUUUUCAAAUUCAGCAUUCAAGGAUGCGUUGAAGAAAGCUCUCGUUCAUCUAAAUUUAAGGUCUUGCAAAUCAGCUACGAGUCAAGAUAAUGAACAAGGGGAAUCCCAAGGACAGACAUUGGAUCAACAAACGGCCUCUGAAACCCCCCUCUGAUCACUUGCAGGCAGCCCGGACUGAGUCAGAAGUCUAUCAUUGGGUAAUUAAAGCCCAGCGUGUAAAACCAUGACAUUGUACAAGUUUUUAAAUGUUGUCAAUGCUGAAGUCUAGCUUAAUGAGCAACUUCUGAAAUAUUUUUCUUUUUUUUUUUAAUCUUUUUAUUAGAAGCAAACAUGUUAUGGUAAAAUAUAGUUACAUAUUAUAGUAAAACCUUUUCAUGUACAUCAAUCAUACAUUAUUAAAAUUUUCAAUUGUGGAUUGAUUCUGCUUCUAGUUUUUUUUUAAUAUAGAUAGAAAGAGAGAAAAAAAAGAAUUACAAAUGUCAAAAAAGAAAAAAAAGUGGAAUGAAUUACUAAUAAUACGUCAUUGGAGAUAGGUUCGUAGAUUAUAAAGUAUAACUUUUCAUUUAAUCCUGAGUUCAAGCUUCAGUUAGGUUUCUUAUAAACUUAUAAACACAAGAUAACUUCGUGUAAUUUAAUUUUAGUUUAGUUUAUUGUCACGUGUACCGAGGUGUAGUGAAAAUAUUUUUAGUUGCGUGCUAUCCAGUCAGUGGAAAGACAGGGAGAGAGGAAAGUCUGUUACUCUGAACUGCAUUUAUUUUAAUGCAAAAGGUAUGACAGGUAAGGCAGAUGAACUUGGGGCAGAAUAGGUAAUACAUAAUAUAGCUAUAGCAAUGUUGAGGCUUACAUUAUUGAUGAGAGAAUAACACAUUUGAUGCACACGUCGACCUUCAAUCACCCGUUUACUUAGUGGAGAAGGUGGAGCACCUUCAUAUAACGAUCGAUGGUUAUAACCAUCAAGAAGAAGAUGUUGCCAGUCCGAUUUAAGGAAAUCCAGGAUUGACACAAAUAAGCUGGAGUAACUCAGCGGAACAGGCAGCAUCUCUGGAGAAAAGGAAUCCGUGACAUUUCAGGUCUAGACACUUCUUCUCGAUCCGAAACGUCACCUAUUUCUUUUCUCCAGAGAUGCUGCCUGACGCACUGUGUUACUCCAGCUUUUUGUGUCUAUCUUCGGUUUAAACCAGCAGUUCCUUCCAACACAUUAAGGAAAUCAGGAAUAGGUUUAUGCGGCAACGAACAUCACCACAAAUCAAAUUUUCUCAUGAACAAAAGAACCAAUUCUAAAGGGUAGGCAGGUGAUUAGAAGCUUGUCGGCGUUUGCCAGAUUCAGUGAGUACACGGUGUUUGAUUUCCAGCGUUAUACAUGAAAGAGGAAGAUCCACAGGGCCAUAGCAUUUCCAACAAAUCCCAGGACGAUGGUGACACAAAUGACAAGUGUGGUGUGGAACGAGAGGACGGUUUCAUCUCCAUUGUGUUAGUCACACAGUCAGAGUGCUUCAGGAGCUAGCUAAUGAAAAGAAGAACAACCUUAUCUGCUCAACGCAUCACACUGCAGGGUGGUGUGAAACGAAGCACCAAUCAUUUGUGUUGUAAACACAUUGACAAUAUCCUGGACAACAAUAAGUUGGUAUUUAGAAAUAAUUAGUCAGUAUUGCAGAAUUUGCAGUACACCAUGAUGGUUUUAGCAUCAGAACAGAGAAGAGUACAGCACAGGAACAAACUAACAUGCCGAACAUAAUGACUAGAUGAACCAUAAUCCAUA
Molecule: messenger RNA, 8471 nt
Organism: Leucoraja erinaceus (little skate)
Lineage: Eukaryota; Metazoa; Chordata; Chondrichthyes; Rajiformes; Rajidae
Product: hydroxycarboxylic acid receptor 2-like
Exons: 1
Coding region: 5847-6866 (339 amino acids)
Biological process (GO): G protein-coupled receptor signaling pathway
Cellular component (GO): membrane
Molecular function (GO): G protein-coupled receptor activity
Source: RefSeq, a predicted model, not a curated record